AUGCAAGGUGGAAUUAGGAGGAAGAGAGACCUGUUACCUCGAUACAAAAAUGGUAGUGGUAAUAAGAGAAGAAAUGGAUACCUUACUACGCCGAUGAAGAAAAUAUUGAUCUACUCUUCAAUACUGCUGGGAUUCUUUCUAUUGUUCAGAUUUGCUUACUCUGAUCUAAAUAAGGAGAGUGAAUACGAAUUGGAUCAAGCGGCACCUUCAGCUGAAAGGUUGAAUGCCGCUGCUGCUGCUGCUGCCGUUGCGUCAUCUCAAGAUAAGGAAAAGGAAGAAAUGGAAAAAGUUGGUGCUUCAGGUGCCCAGUUCAACAAUGAGGUCGCAUUACAACAAGAGGUGAAAAACCUCGAAAAGGAAUAUAAACCUGACGGUGCCGCAGGUGCAGCGGCCCCUGCUGCUCCUGCCGCCCCUGCAGGUGCUGCAAAUGGUGCUGCAGGCGUUGGAGCCGCUGGCAUUCAAGGUGUGCCAGCAGUCGCGGAACAAAAAAAACCUGAAAAUCCAAUGAAGGCCCCUCAACAAUUGAUGCAACAACAACAACAGCCUCAAGCCGGUGUAGCGGGUGGUGCUGCUGCUCCUCCUGUUAAUGAACCCAUUGCUGGUGGCGCUGCUGCUGCUGUACCCAAAGGUGCUGCUGCCGGUGCUGCUGCCGGUGCUGCUGCUGCUGCUGCCGAUCCGGGAGCUAAAUUCCCAAGAAACGUCUGA
Zygosaccharomyces rouxii is the source of this 705-nucleotide messenger RNA. RefSeq lists its product as uncharacterized. The record is from RefSeq and is a predicted model, not a curated record. NCBI's taxonomy places the organism in Eukaryota, Fungi, Ascomycota, Saccharomycetes, Saccharomycetales, Saccharomycetaceae. Bases 1 to 705 code for a protein of 234 amino acids. The transcript has a single exon.